AUGGCUUCCCCAGGUAAACCCAAUGCUGGAUCUAUACAGAAAGAAAAUUCGGCGGCCACCCGUGUCAAGAAGAGCAAUCACAAAAAGAAUCCCAAACAAAAGAAAUUUGACCACGCCGAUCUCGAAAAAUGGUUGGAGAUACAUUGCCAGGUUCUAACAAACCAACAAAAUUGGCAUAAUCGCCUCAUGGAGAUCGCAUUGGAAGCCAUAGAAGCCCGCAAGAAAAGAGUUGCAGAAGCAGAAGCCAGAAAGAGAGCCGAAGAGCUAAGAGCCGAACUCGAGGCAGAGAGCGCCAAGCGCGAGGGCAGCUCGGGAGAAGAAAUCAAAACAUUCGAAGAGUUGAUGGUACGUAUCAGGAAGAUGGAGAAGCAGGCCAUUGAAGCGAAGGCAGCAGCAGCAGUGCGCGGCGAAUCCGUUGAGGAAGAGUAUUAUUAG
Ophidiomyces ophidiicola is the source of this 435-nucleotide messenger RNA. RefSeq lists its product as uncharacterized. The record is from RefSeq and is a predicted model, not a curated record. Bases 1 to 435 code for a protein of 144 amino acids. NCBI's taxonomy places the organism in Eukaryota, Fungi, Ascomycota, Eurotiomycetes, Onygenales, Onygenaceae. The transcript has 3 exons.